AUGGAAAAACAGAUAGCAGUUGUUGGAGCAGGUAUUAGUGGCCUUCUUGACUGUAAAUAUACUCGCUCAAAGGGCUUCAAUCCAAUUGCCUUUGAAGCAAGAAACAACAUUGGUGGAGUUUGGACUAACACUAUAGAGACUACGAAGCUCCAGACUCCUAAGCCAGGAUAUCAGUUCUCAGAUUUUCCAUGGCCAGAUUCAGUCACACAGCUCUUUCCUAACCAAGUUCAAGUCUUAGAUUAUCUGCAGUCAUAUGCACGCCAUUUUGACUUGGUUAAGCACAUCAAGUUCAACACUAAGGUUCUUGGCAUCAGGUAUGAAGGCCCGUCCGAUGAAGAGAUUUGGUCAUGGAGUCUAUGGGGUGGGAAUUGCGAGCCCCUAAGCACAAAAGGGAAAUGGAUAGUCGAAGCACAGGACACGAAGAGCCUUUCUACUGAGGUGUACCAAGUGGACUUUGUGAUCCUUUGCUUUGGUCGAUUCGGUGACAUUCCUAACAUUCCUGAAUUUCCUCCUGACAAGGGACCAGAAGUGUUUAAUGGUAAGGUGAUCCAUUCUGUGGACUAUGCCAGCAUGGAUAAUGAAAGUGCUCGUAAUCUCAUAAAAGGCAAGCGAGUUAGUGUUGUGGGGUUCCAGAAAUCCGCAAUGGACAUUGCAAUGGAAUGCUCAGCAGCAAAUGGGAUCGAACAUCCAUGCAGAGUUUUGUACAGGACUGAACAUUGGAAUCUACCUGAUAACACUCCAUGGGGGUUGCCUUUAUCGUAUUUGUAUCUUAAUCGAUUUGCAGAGUUAAUGGUUCAUAAACCUGGUGAAGGGUUCCUACUCGGUCUGUUGGCAACAAUUCUCGCGCCUUUGGUAACUUUCCCUUUUAUUCCUUUUGAAUCAACUGAAAUGCUCUCUUAUAAUUCACACCAAGAAGUUCAUCCGAAUGGACUAAUUAAACAGUAUUCAAAUCCCGGAGAUGGGCAGUGUCGAAAUUCGUAG
Dovyalis caffra is the source of this 981-nucleotide messenger RNA. NCBI's taxonomy places the organism in Eukaryota, Viridiplantae, Streptophyta, Magnoliopsida, Malpighiales, Salicaceae. The record is from the annotation of a GenBank genome assembly.